AUCGUUUCCAAUUGCCGACGUCACAUGUUGUUUUCCCACAAUGCGUAGCGAACGAGCCACGUAAACAGCAGCUUUGAUUGCAUCUAUGGCUGACAUUUGCCCGCCUCGACGCACUUCAAACAUCUGCUUCUGAAGGAUGCUGCUUCGUCGCUCAAGGUUCUGUGGCGUGUCAAGACGUCUCUGAGAUGGCCUCGGUGCUGUUUGCCUCAGUGAUUCGGGUCGUGGACGGCCUGCCGCUGUCGGCGUCCACGGACUACGAGCAGGACAAAGACCUGCAGGAGACCAAGAGACACCUCAAAGGUCUCUCCAAGAAGCUGGGCCUGUUUCCCGACCGCUGCACCCUGAGGUGCGGCCUCUACAAUGUCAAUUUCAGCAGCGCUCUGGGCGUGGGCUACAUGAUGGUGUGCUCCUCAAGCUACCCCAACGUGCUGGCCUUCUGCUUCCUGGACGAGCUGCAGAAGGAGUUCAUCGUCACCUACGACAGCAGGCGGGUGGUCGGCGCCGUGCGGCCGUACUCCUUCAUCGAGUUCGACACCUUCAUCCAGAAGACCAAGCAGCGCUACAACAGUCCUCGCUCGCUCUCCACCAAGAUCAACCUGGCCGACAUGCAGACUGAGAUCAAACUGCGGCCGCCUUAUCCGCUGACCGCCGACGACCUGCACGCCAUCAACGGCUUGUCGCCGCGCCUGUCCUCCAAGUACAAGGGCAUCGCCCCCACUCAGACGUUGGAGCCGCUCACCUUGCCAGGUGUGGUGUCCUGUGUGCUGAGUGUCCUGUGCGGGGGUCUCAACUUGUUGCGAGGGGUCCACGCCAUCGAGAGUGUCCUGCAGAACCAGGAGGAGGACUUCAGCUACGUGAUGGCCUUCUUCCUGGGCACCGCUGCCUGUCUCUACCAGUGCUUCCUGUUUGCCUACUUCUCGCUGUGGCGCGACCUGAAGUCCUUCCUGGCGUUGGCGCUGGUGUGCGUGUGCAACAUGUACCUCUACCAGCUCAGGAACCUGUGGCAGAUCCUCUUCCACGUGGCUGUGGCCGCCGCCAUGACGCUCAGCAUCCGCCUCAGGCAGCCGCUGGGCAAGGCGCCGGACUACAACGUCUGACCAUGAACGCAACGCCCUCAGACUUUUGCAGCAGCAACACCCAGUGCCUUUAGGCUCCUCCCACUGACCCCGCCCCUCAGUUCAGGGUCUAGCACUCCUCUCACAAGCCCACAAGACCUUCAAACUUUGGUCUCCAGGCGUGAUCCACGUUUGGCUGGCUUCUUCUACUUCCUGUCGCUCCAGACCAGGACCAGGACCAGGACCAGGACCAGGACGGCCGUAGAUGUGCGCUAGCUGGCGGAGGGCCCACUGGUGAGGAAGUAAGUCAUCAUGUCUCCUUUGCCUUUGACCGUGACCACGCCUCGGUACUCCAGACGGUAGUUGUAGGACGUCAGCACCUGCUGCAGGUCUGCUGUCACCUGAGCACACCAAACAUUUAUUUUGAAAGGCCUUUCCAGAAAUCAAAACGGACGCUUUUAAGUGUGAUCGAUGCUGUAUUACUUUCCCUGAACUGCGGGGGCCUGUUUUGUCCCUUUUUCAUCAAACACUGAUCCUUCCUCAGACCUCGCCGAGGUCCGUCCAAGAAGACAAAGACCGAGGGCACGGAUUUAAAACUGCUUUGGUUUUAUUGGCUCCUCAACUUAAACAUUGAAAUGGACUCUGUAGCGCCGCCUUUAAAAUGUCAACUAAUUGUUCCACAUCACGUACAGAUCUGUAAAAGUCUCAGACAGGAAAGUCGGCCAUCUUGGUUAAAAUAAAAGCACGGGCGGGGACAGACGGGCGAUGGUCCUGUGACGUGGGCGUGGCUUGGUGCCAAACCUUGAACAUUUCUUACCUCCCUCCACAAACCCAGACCUUGGUCAGACCCGUGACACCCUGAAGGGCUGGAUUAGUACACGUUCAUGGUGGGCGGAGCCUAAAACCAUGGGAGUGGAAUUACUUUGCAUCGUAAACUGAUGCGAGGUUUUAAGAUCGUGACGAGACACCAUCAUCAUAAAGUAGAAUGUCAACUUCCCUCAUGUGCUCCUGAGAGUUUGGAUGUGUGGACCUCAAGUUGUCUUGUGAUUGAUGCUGUAUUACUGCCCUAGCCAAUGUUUCACCAAAAAUGUCGACAAAGUGUAUUUUAUUUUGCUCCUGGUUCCUCUUCCAAAAGACAACACACUUGUUCCAGCCCCUCCCACACCUGGCCCAGCCCCUCCCACACUUGUUCCAGCCCCUCCCACACCUGGCCCAGCCCCUCCCACACUUGUUCCAGCCCCGCCCAGCCCCUCCCACACCUGGCCCAGCCCCUCCCACACCUGGCCCAGCCCCUCCCACACCUGGUCCAGCCCCUCCCACACCUGGUCCAGCCCCUCCCACACUUGUUCCAACCCCUCCCACACCUGGCCCAGCCCCUCCCACACUUGUUCCAGCCCCUCCCACACCUGGCCCAGCCCCUCCCACACUUGUUCCAGCCCCUCCCACACCUGGCCCAGCCCCUCCCACACUUGUUCCAGCCCCUCCCACACCUGGUCCAGCCUCUCCCACACCUGGUCCAGCCCCUCCCACACUUGUUCCAGCCCCUCCCACACCUGGUCCAGCCCCUCCCACACCUGGUCCAAGGCUCCCUGGCAAAGUCUUUAUUGAACAGGACAAGUUCCAACAUGCUGUGGCGUCCAUUUUGGGUCAAUAAGCAUCCGUAAAAUGAGGAUUAAUAAUGUAGGACUUGAUAUGAAGUGAUAGCACAAAUACCUUAGGGUACAAUUCCUGGUACCUGGGAGUCGAUACUCAGUACUUUAGUGAGUGCCUUGCUGAAUAUUAUUUGAUGAAAAUAUUGAAUGCAACAUUUAAAAAUGAUCAUUGUCCAGUUGUAUUUUUAGCCUCAUUAUUAGAUGGCAGUGUAAACAUCUAUGCUAUGUUGUAACUUUUUACAUCAAGCUGACUCUUGUGUUGCGCCCUACAAAGUGUUUACACUGUAAGAACUGUUACUCACCAGCUGUUUGAGUAGAACAUUCAUCUUCCUUUUAAUUUCCAUGAGUACAUUUAGAGGCGGUAUUGCCAUGUAAAAUCGCUAAUGGUAAUUAGUAGCCUGUCUGUGGCAAAUCCAGUGUAAAUUAGCAUCAAGCUAGCACAUUACUUUACAUUGCUGGCUCACUCAUGCUCCGACUGGACGUGCAACAAAGUAUAGAAACAUGUUUACUUCGAUGUGAGUCGAUACCAGGUACCAGCACUUGGUCCCUACAGAGGUAGAGAACGUGGUACCAGCACUUGGUCCCUACAGAGGUAGAGAACGUGGUACAAGCACUUGGUCCCUACAGAGGUAGAGAACGUGGUACAAGCACUUGGUCCCUACAGAAGUAAAAAAGGGGUACCAGCACUUGGUCCCUACAGAGGUAGAGAAUGUGGUACCAGCACUUGGUCCCUACAGAGGUAGAGAACAUGGUACCAGCACUUGGUCCCUACAGAGGUAGAGAACAUGGUACCAGCACUUGGUCCCUACAGAGGUAGAGAACGUGGUACCAGCACUUGGUCCCUACAGAGGUAGAGAAUGUGGUACCAGCACUUGGUCCUUACAGAGGUAGAGAAUGUGGUACCAGCACUUGGUCCUUACAGAGGUAGAGAAUGUGGUACCAGCACUUGGUCCCUACAGAGGUAGAGAAUGUGGUACCAGCACUUGGUCCCUACAGAGGUAGAGAGUGUGGUACCAGCACUUGGUCCCUACAGAGGUAGAGAGUGUGGUACCAGCACUUGGUCCCUACAGAGGUAGAGAACGUGGUACCAGCACUUGGUCCCUACAGAGGUAGAGAACAUGGUACCAGCACUUGGUCCCUACAGAGGUAGAGAACAUGGUACCAGCACUUGGUCCCUACAGAGGUAGAGAACGUGGUACCAGCACUUGGUCCCUACAGAAGUAAAAAAGGGGUACCAGCACUUGGUCCCUACAGAGGUAGAGAACAUGGUACCAGCACUUGGUCCCUACAGAGGUAGAGAACGUGGUACCAGCACUUGGUCCCUACAGAAGUAAAAAAGGGGUACCAGCACUUGGUCCCUACAGAGGUAGAGAACGUGGUACCAGCACUUGGUCCCUACAGAGGUAGAGAACGUGGUACCAGCACUUGGUCCCUACAGAGGUAGAGAACGUGGUACCAGCACUUGGUCCCUACAGAGGUAGAGAACAUGGUACCAGCACUUGGUCCCUACAGAGGUAGAGAACAUGGUACCAGCACUUGGUCCCUACAGAGGUAGAGAAUGUGGUACCAGCACUUGGUCCCUACAGAGGUAGAGAAUGUGGUACCAGCACUUGGUCCCUACAGAGGUAGAGAACGUGGUACCAGCACUUGGUCCCUACAGAGGUAGAGAACGUGGUACCAGCACUUGGUCCCUACUAGUUAGUAUGGUGGUGUGUUUGAGUCCUGGUCACAAUCAAGUUUUAUAAAUGUGUGUGUUCAUGUUUAAUGUUUUGCAUUCACACAAAAAUAAAAGAUUGAACAAUUUC
This is a messenger RNA of Nerophis ophidion (straightnose pipefish), 4512 nucleotides long. RefSeq names its product SEC22 homolog A, vesicle trafficking protein (gene sec22a). NCBI's taxonomy places the organism in Eukaryota, Metazoa, Chordata, Actinopteri, Syngnathiformes, Syngnathidae. Gene Ontology annotation, biological process: endoplasmic reticulum to Golgi vesicle-mediated transport. The transcript has 8 exons. Bases 186 to 1097 code for a protein of 303 amino acids. The record is from RefSeq and is a predicted model, not a curated record.